This is a messenger RNA of Bathycoccus prasinos, 1776 nucleotides long. RefSeq names its product Fmu (Sun) domain-containing protein. The transcript has a single exon. Gene Ontology annotation, molecular function: methyltransferase activity. Gene Ontology annotation, biological process: RNA methylation. Bases 1 to 1776 code for a protein of 591 amino acids. The record is from RefSeq and is a predicted model, not a curated record. NCBI's taxonomy places the organism in Eukaryota, Viridiplantae, Chlorophyta, Mamiellophyceae, Mamiellales, Bathycoccaceae.
AUGGUGUUGCAAAGUGUUGCAAACGUACGUAUCGGCAACAGCAGCAACAACAACAACAACAACAACGGUGUUCGAAUAUCGUCUCAAAAACACUGCAAGUGCGACUGCCGCUGCUGCUACUUUUCCCAGCGGUAUUGGCGGAGGAGGGAGAAGAAGAAGUCGAGAGGAGGACACGAUGGAGGUGUAACGGUAUUUUCUCAAUUUCAACACGAUGCAACAACGGAAUCAUCAUCAUCACCAACGACCAUCCGAUGGGAGUUGUGCUCUCGCCGAAUUUUGAUUGGUUUAGAGCACAUUCUGCGUGCAGACCGAGCGCGAAUGCCAGUCGACGCGCAAAAAGUCGUCAAGAAGUGUUUGCGCAAGAAUUUGUCUCCAAACUUGGCAGCCUUUGGGGUGGGAAAAGAAACAUGGGAGGAAACGGCGUUGCGGAACGAAGAGAGGAAGGUAAUCGCGGAGACGAUUUUGAGGAUGGAAGUGAAAAAGAGAGAAUUGAUGUGGCAUUUAGAAGAGAUCGCUGGGAAUGAUGAACAUAAGGAAAAGUACUUGGAGCGCGAGAUGUGGGAUCGGUUGGCGAAGUCUCGGAAGAAUCAGAGCGUCGUCGCCGCGGAGGAGGCGUUUACGGUUGAAGAAACGGCGGUGGCGCUGCUUACGUUACACGAAGCGCAAAUUAAACGGGGUAACAUCAUUGCGGCGCUGAAUAGAAUCGUACCACGGGGUAGCAAGGUUCUAAACGAGGACGCGGUGAGAGCAGAUUAUCCUAAAUUGGACGUUCCUGGAAUUAAAACGGUAGACGUUUUAGCCAAGCGGCUCUCCGUACAGGAUUGGGCGGCGCAGAAGCUCGUGUCGCAAUACGGGGUGGACUUUGCGGAAGAAUUACUCAAACAUUUAAAUAGAAAAGGUCCGAUAUCGCUUCGGGUAAAUUUAUUCGCGAACGACGGCGAUGAGUUUCGCGAGGUGACGAACAUCGUCGAACGAGAUGAAGUCGUCGCAUCGUUUAAGAGAGUGCCGUUUGAAAGCGAAGAGGAUUCCGCGUUGGCGUUUACCGUGAACGAUGCGUAUCGAAUAUCGCCGGAAAGAGACCCACAAUGGCUUCAAGGACGGUACGAGAUCCAAGAUCUUGGCUCGCAGUUCAUCGCGAGCUGUUGUCGCGCGAGUAAAAACGACCGAAUUCUCGACUUUUGUUGCGGAAACGGAGGUAAAACGCUUGCGCUCGCGGCAAAAGGUGCGUUUGUGACUGCGCACGACGUCGACCAAAGACGAAUAAAGCAUCUGGGAGCAAACGCGAAACGUGCGAAAGUUUCGCACUUGAUAACGACGGCCUUGGACGCGAAUGAAUUGAAAAAAAAUGGAUGUUAUUACGAUUCGGUUUUAGUCGACGCGCCGUGCUCGAGCGCGGGCGCUUGGCGACGCACUCCGUCGAGUCGCUGGUUGGCAAAAGAGGAAGACGUCGUUAUCUUUUCAAAGCUUCAACUGGAAAUUUUAUUCGAAGCGGCAAGUAUUCAGCUCGAGAGCAGAAACAUUUCGACGACGAGAAAGACGACGACGAUGGUUUACGCCACGUGUUCGAUUUUCCAAGAAGAAAACCAAGACGUCGCGAGAGCGUUUGAAACUUCCGAUAUUUUCAAAGAAAUGGGAUACGAGCCGUGGCCUUUUGAAAAAGAGGAAGAAGAAGAGCAAAUUUCACACGGCUGUAGUGCUUUCUCUCACGAGAUACAGCUGUUUCCGAACGUUCACGAAACCGAUGGAUUUUACAUAUGUCGCUGGAAAACAAAAUAA